Camelina sativa (false flax) is the source of this 881-nucleotide messenger RNA. NCBI's taxonomy places the organism in Eukaryota, Viridiplantae, Streptophyta, Magnoliopsida, Brassicales, Brassicaceae. The record is from RefSeq and is a predicted model, not a curated record.
CCCGAGGAGGCUGAGGCUGUAACAUCGGUCUUUUGGGACAUCAAUUUGUUUCCGCUUCCCCCUGGCUUUCAUGCUCGUCUGGUCGUCCCUCCAUCAAUCGCUUGUUGGAAUCUCAUGGCUACUCUGCUCCUCCCACCAUCUACGCCGUUGGCUUAUUAACAAACGUCCAUGACGGCAUCCUUCAAGCUCUCUCUUCCACUGGAAUCACUCUUUAUUAUGCCCCACACGGUUAAUUUAUAUCUUCUCACCUUUUAUGCCUUGAUGAAUGCACAGUCUCUCAAGUCUUUAGUUUCUUCUGAAACAGGUUCCACUGACAUCAAGUAACUUAUGUCUCGGUGGAUUUCUACGAAUCCACCCCCGGCUAAUAUUUUGGGCAUAUGCCAUCCGAGAGGCUUCCCUCUACCUCCGAGUGGAUACAACAUUUUCCGGCCCUUUUCCUAUACUUCUCCUAAACAAGACUCCGUCCUCUGGGGAAGCUCUCUUCUGGCAGCAGAUUCAGGGGCGGCUCUUGAAGAGGAUAGGGGUGAAUCUGCCAGCUGGUAUUGCUUAAUAUGCAAUCAUAUUGGUGGCCAAGGCUUCAAAAGUUUCACCAGUCAUCUCUCUAGUCGAAGCCAUACAGAAAAUCGUUCACAUCAGGGAAAGUCUUCUAAGAAACGGAGGACGUGAACAAGAAGAGAGAAGGAGAAAAAGAGUACUUGGUCCAUGGUGGUGUUCUUCUCUUGUUGGUGAUUGGUUUGUUCUACUUCUAGCGGCAAAAACUCCACUUAGUUUUGGCAUGUGCUUUGGAACAUAUCAAAGAAUUAUACCUUUUUACGGCCGGCGGUUCUUGACAAUAUCUCUCUCCCAUUAACUUGAACUUCUGUGGGCUAGAUAAAGACACA